GGCCGGAAUCCCCCCGGAGGAAAUGGAGGAACACACGCAGACGGGGCUGUUGGCGCUCGCCCGCAUCCGCUUCGCUUAAAACCCAAGUCAUUCUUCAGGCAAUAAAACACAUCCAAGGUCAAGAUGAAGGUUUCGAGCAUAGACUGCCGACGUCUCAACAAAAUCAUCAGGAAGGAAUGCGGCAGCUGUCUCAUCGUGGACUGCCGACCUUAUUUUUCGUUCACGAACUCCAACAUAAUCGGUUCCGUCAAUGUGAAUUUGAACUCGGUGGUGGUGCGAAGGUCCAGAGGAGGGCCGGUGCCUCCGCACUUCGUCAUCCCGGACGAGAAAGCCCUUCUCCGGCUUCGGGAAGGCAGCAUAUCGGCGGUCAUAGCGCUGGAUGACCGGACAGCUCAUUGGCAGAAGCUGAAGAAGGACAGCGUAGCGCAGAUAGUGAUAAACACCCUUUCGCACCUUGCCAGCGGGGCCAACAUCUGCUUCCUGAAAGGGGGAUAUGAAAACUUCCACUCUCAGUACCCUGAACUUUGCAAUGAGUUGAAAAGCCCCGACGAGAGCGGAAGUGAAACGGAGAAACGGGUUAACGGCCCGUGUGAGAAACUCUGUCACCACAAGCCAGAUUAUGAUCAGGGUAAACCUGUGGAGAUUCUGCCUUUCCUCUACCUCGGUAGUGCCUACCAUGCCUCCAGACACGACUAUCUCAGCGACCUUCACAUCACGGCCUUGCUCAAUGUAUCACGCCGAAACCUGCAGCCAGCCAAGGGCCACUAUGACUACAAGUGGAUCCCUGUGGAGGAUAACCACAUGGCCGACAUCAGCUCACACUUCCAGGAGGCCAUUGAGUUUAUUGAUCAUGUGAAGCAAUCAGGUGGGAAGGUCCUGGUGCACUGUGAGGCAGGCAUCUCUCGUUCUCCUACUAUCUGCAUGGCCUACAUCAUGAGGACCCAGCGGCUGCACCUGGACGACGCCUUUGACAUCAUCAAGCAGCGCCGCACACUAAUUUCGCCGAACUUCAGCUUCAUGGGCCAGCUGCUGCAGUUCGAAGCCGAGGUCCUGUCCUCUGCGCCAGCCCACACUGCCACCCCAAAAACGCCAUCCUGUGUCCCGGAAGCGGCCUCCUUCUUUGCCAAUGAGUUCACGUCCACCUUCAACACCAAGAACUUUGAGCAGUCUGUGUUCACCCUCCCUACCUCUUUACUGGCCCCGUUGCCCCUGCCGUCCUCGGCCCAUCACCAGUUCCAGCUGAGCCCAAUAACUGCACUGCCUUAAAAAAAGAAAAAAAAACUGUGACUGCUUGUAGUCUUACUUGAAAAGAACAAACAAACAAUAAAUAUAAAUUCUUUUUUUUAAAAUUUCAAUAUGGAACGGUGGAGCAUUGGGACAUGAGAAGGCAACUGAGAAGGGACAAUAAUUAUAUUCAAAUUAAGGGGAGUUGAAGUCUGCGUAGUCCUAAUCCAUCUACAGAUGGUUACUCUCCCCUGCAGCGACAAGACUACACAGCAUAGCGAUAAACCACAAUAUUUAUGCCUUAGGUUGAUAUUGUGACUUUUCUGCCUAUUCACAAAGUCAGUCAGUCAGGCAUUGGAAACUAAUUUAUUUUAUAAAUGUUGUGUGUCUGUCCAAUUUUUUUGUCUUAAUCAUAAAUGUGGAUGUCAAUAAAUGUCUCCAUCACAACAAUAAAUAUAUUCUCAUGAAUUGCUUUUUUUCUUCCCUUUCACAGAAUAAAUCAUUUCAUAGAAUUAGUAAUUGGUUUGUCUGUACAAUUAA
This is a messenger RNA of Lampris incognitus (smalleye Pacific opah), 1764 nucleotides long. It is a transcript of the gene dusp5, whose product is annotated as dual specificity phosphatase 5. The transcript is spliced from 4 exons. The record is from RefSeq and is a predicted model, not a curated record. Bases 124 to 1266 code for a protein of 380 amino acids. NCBI's taxonomy places the organism in Eukaryota, Metazoa, Chordata, Actinopteri, Lampriformes, Lampridae. Gene Ontology annotation, molecular function: MAP kinase tyrosine/serine/threonine phosphatase activity; protein tyrosine/threonine phosphatase activity. Gene Ontology annotation, cellular component: nucleus; cytoplasm. Gene Ontology annotation, biological process: endoderm formation; protein dephosphorylation; negative regulation of MAPK cascade.